This is a messenger RNA of Eleginops maclovinus (Patagonian blennie), 2528 nucleotides long. RefSeq names its product DiGeorge syndrome critical region gene 6 (gene dgcr6). The transcript is spliced from 7 exons. Bases 1019 to 1729 code for a protein of 236 amino acids. NCBI's taxonomy places the organism in Eukaryota, Metazoa, Chordata, Actinopteri, Perciformes, Eleginopidae. The record is from RefSeq and is a predicted model, not a curated record.
UCUCUCCCUGGACUUCUUCAUCAGGGUCCACCCUCGUCAGGUUCAGCCAGCAAUCUAGUCCUGAUCAAAGAGGCACAUUUCAUUGAUACCACACUUCCCACAACAUGAAGGGAGCAUAAUAAACUAAGGAUGCAAGUGUAUGCAAGUUGUUUUGGACAAAAGUGUCUAAAUGACAUAUCAAAUGCACAAUUGUUUUUUACAACAAAAAAAAAACGUCUGUACUGAAAAAAAUGUACAGGGAAAAUCAUAAUUUGACUAUGCGUUAAAAUCCUGUGACGUGGGUGAUUUCUUAUGGUGCCUAUGUGUUGUUCAUCUGUGCCUAUAAGCUGUGUGCAUUGAUUUUUAUGUCAGUGUUUUAUUUUAUUUGUGAUGAAUGUUGUGUUGGCUAUCUGCUCUGGCCGGUAGCCUACGGCACUUUGGUCAACAUGGGUUGUUUUUAAAUGCGCUUUAAAGGCAAAUUAAUGUGAAUUGACUUUAUAAAGAGAAUAGAACAAGAAAGCGUUUAGAUAUCCAAUGGCUUAACAGCUGACACUUUUACCAGAUUUUACCAGAUAAAUUAAUCAACAGAAGAAUUAUAUGCAGCAAUUUGAUAACUGAAUAUUUCUUAAAGGAAAACAAUUCCAAAAGUUGCUAGUCCCAACAUCUUUUAUCGUUUGUUUGUGCAAUACUAAAGUCAGCAUUUUAAGGACUUGGGAGUGUUUAUGGAGGGAAAUAUCAAAAUGAUGACAACAAAUUGACACUGAACUGAAUGAAAGAUAGAUAGUUACAUUUUAAAGAGCAGUUUGCCGUCUUUGAUGGACUAUACAUUAUGUGAUAGUGUUAUGUCAGUCCAGUCACUUUCAAUGUACAUUUGUAUUAUUUAAGAAAUAUCUCACAAAAGGGACGGAACAAUGUCAAGGCUGAACAGUGAGAGUAUUGCUGUGAGGGAGUAUCUGACUCAGUGUAGCAGUGAAUCACACGAGUGAAGGCCGCGCCAGGUGGCUCUCAGGAGGACGCAUCAGUAUGCAGCAAACAUACCAUGGUGACGGUCCUCACGAGCGUCCCUUCUGUGAUACAAUGCCCCACCUGGUGGACACAUCAAGCUACUGCACGCAUCUUUACAGACAGGCAUCUUGACAGAGAGCUAUUGGGGUCCUGUUCUAAAUUUAAGGAGAUGGAUGUUUAUCCCGGUGUCACUGACGGCGAUCCUGCAAAGCACCAAGAAAGACAUUACUACCUCUUAUCUGAACUGCAAACCUUAGUCAAAGAUUUACCAAGCUCCUUCCAGCAGCGGCUGUCCUACAACACGCUGGGUGACUUGGCUCUGGCUCUCAUCGAUGGGACUGUCUAUGAGAUUGUUCAGGGGCUGCUGGAUAUUCAGCACCUUACAGAGAAAAAUCUGUACAACCAGAGGCAAAAGCUGCACAGUGAACUCCAAGCACUCAAACAAGACCUUCUGCGAAAACACAAGGAUGCUUUGCAGACUUGCAAGUCGCACAACCUCACGCUUCUUAAAUCUAACCAACAAGCAGAGCUGGAGGCUCUGGAAAUUCGAGUGCGAGAGGAACAACGAAUUAUGGAUAAAAAGAUUGUAGCAGAAAUGGAUCAGAAAGUGAUAGACCAGCAGAACACCUUGGAGAAGGCGGGAGUCCCUGGAUUUUUUAUCACCACCAAUCCUCAGGAGCUGACAAUGCAGAUGAACCUACUUGAAUUGAUCCUUAAGCUUCAACAAAAGGAGUCACAAUAUUGAAUCCCUUGAAAAAGAGGCCUAAUUUCGCCAAAAGAGGUGGCUGAAAAAUGAUGCAAUGGCCUCUGACCGCAUAUGCUCACAGUCCAGUAAUUGUGAGAUUUGACAUUGGUCAACGAAUUGCAUUGUGCUCUUUAACAACAUGUUUAUCACUUGUUGAUGUAAGGGUAAUAUUCACCAUCAGUACCAGUAGGACACAACUGGUUCUGAUGGUGAGAUGAUUGCAGACCUGGAAGAGAGCCAUAGUAGGUGAUGGAAAAACAUGAAAUUGUUAAGCACUUUUCUGCCCUGUCGCACAUUGUGAAAUUAGAAAGUUAAUGUGUUGGAAUUCCUUUACAGACAUAGUAUAUACGUAUUCAAGUCCAAUGUUGAUGAAUCAGACUGCCAGAAAUGAUAUAGUUGAGCGUCAAGGUGUAAUUUAAGGACACAAUUAUGGCGGCACCAGGGAUUAUUGAUGUUGCCUUUAAAAAGUGAGACACUCCAUAAGGGCCAGCUGAUGCCUUUGUUACAAGUGUCAGUGUUUUGAACACUUUAUUCUUUAUUUAUUUUAACAGUAUUGAAAUACAGUUCCUUCAUUUUGUUUCUGAUAUUUUUGCAAAUUUUGCUACCUUAUUUGACAUAAUAUAUUUUUUUAGUGUUACUUUUUUUAAGGUCAGUGUGGCCUAAUGUUUUCAACAAUGAACAAAUUAAUAAACGAUAUGGAUAUGAACAACACCAGUAUGGAUGGUAUCAGUAGACAUAUGUAUUUGUUCAUUUGUCAUUACAUAAAUAUUUUUUCAUAAAACAAAUGUUUUAAAAGUCA